This is a messenger RNA of Myxocyprinus asiaticus (Chinese sucker), 1767 nucleotides long. Its product is annotated as periphilin-1-like. Bases 161 to 1228 code for a protein of 355 amino acids. NCBI's taxonomy places the organism in Eukaryota, Metazoa, Chordata, Actinopteri, Cypriniformes, Catostomidae. The record is from RefSeq and is a predicted model, not a curated record. Gene Ontology annotation, cellular component: nucleoplasm. Gene Ontology annotation, biological process: negative regulation of gene expression, epigenetic; negative regulation of DNA-templated transcription; protein localization to heterochromatin. The transcript is spliced from 11 exons.
CAGAAGAAGAGCAGAAUCAUUUGUGCUUUACAUUAAUGACGACUUAUUGAUUAAUGAUUAAAGUAAUUUAUUUUAUACUACUGAUAAAACAACUGACAUCAAACACUGACGAGAUAUUUCUGUAGUUCACAGAAAGGAAAGAGGAAUCUGAGUGAUCAUAAUGUCGUUCAGAAUCAGACGGCUCUAUGAGAGAUGCUUCACAACCACACCAGUGUCGAAUCAGAGAGUGAGAUUGGUGUCGAGACGUCCUGAUGAUUACGAGUACACAAACGUCUGUACUGACAGUCAGUAUUAUGAAUCAGACGGUGACGGUCACAGAGACAGACGUGAUGAAGUGAUGAAUGGCAGAACGGAGGCGCGGUAUGUCAAUAUCAGAACAAAAGAGGAUUCUCCAUCAGGACUACAACAGGCCGAUUACAGGUGCAGUAGUAGAGUAAUCCCUCAGCCUGGUGUCAGAGGUCAAAGGUCAUCCGCUCCUCAGACUGUGCACAGUGCAGGAGAGGACGCGGUCUUGCAGGCCAUCAAGAAUCUACACAAACAUGUUGACUGUGAAAGUGUGAAACACAGGAAUCUGAAGCCGUCCGUCCGCAGGCGUCCAACUGAGAGCAGAUGCGAGCUGUCCAGGACCAGUCACCAGAAUCCCUCGAGAUCUGCAAGCGUCCAAAAACCAAAACAAAUGCAGGAGCGAAAGCGAAAGUUCUCCUCUGAAAACAGCAGCUCCAGUUUCUUCUUCUCUGCUCAAACAAACAUCAGCACUGAGCGACCAGGUCACACAAGCAGCUUUGGCCCUCCAUAUGUUUGUGUUCCACUGAAGAAACAAUGUCAUACGCAUUCAGAACAACAUGAGGAAGAAGACAGGCCACAUGUUGAUCUCGCUGGAGGAUCUAAAAAUGUUCCUCCACACCGUUCUCCAUCAGCCAGCAAGAUAUUUUUCUCCGAUCUGGAUGAGAUUCCUGGUUUGGGUGGAGAACUCAAGGAACAUGUUGAGACUUCAGAAGAAAGUCGAGCUCAAACCAUCACAACCAAAGCUGUGGAGAUCGAGAAGUUGUACAAACAGGACUGUGAGACUUUGGGAACGGUGGUGAAGAUGCUGAUAGCCAAAGGUCCGACUCUCGAACAGCAACUUCUGUCGGCGCUGAAAAAGAACCUGGUUGAUAUCAGAGAACGAAGCCUGGAGAACUUCCGCCAGUUCAUCUCUGAGGUGAAUGAACCAGUUGGCCAAACGUAACCUCGAUCCAUAACUGGACCAUCAAGAACUUAAUCUGACUACCUCAACUGGAAUAAACACUCACUACAUUAACAGUUUAGAGGUAAUUGUGUAUUUAUUUGUUUUGCCAAUUUUACCCAGUUUUUGCAUUAUUCAGCACAAAUAAAUGUUUUUUAAAGCUUAUUUGUUAAGUCAUUUUGUACGAACAAGAACCACAUUAGCGGUUCACUGUUUAUCCUAUAGUAUAACUUACUGUACUAUAACGAUAAUAUAUAAAUACUGUUUAAUAGUAUAUAUAUAUAUAUAUAUAUAUAUAUAUAUAUAGUUGAGUGUUAAAACAAAUUUGUUGAAAAAAGCUUUUUAUUGUAUGGGUAUAUAUUAUAUCGUUAUUUAGGUCAUAUGGUGACUUCAAAAUGUGACUCGCUCAUUUUGUUGCACGUCUGGCCAGUUUUUCUUCACAUAUUUUCAUUCCUAAUUAUAAUGUUGUAUUUUUGCCUUUACUUGACUUUUGUGAACAAUGUUUAACGGGUGCUUAAGAACUCAAUAUUUUAAUUAAACAA